Pyrus x bretschneideri (Chinese white pear) is the source of this 1733-nucleotide messenger RNA. Its product is annotated as phytoene synthase 2, chloroplastic. Gene Ontology annotation, biological process: carotenoid biosynthetic process. Lineage: Eukaryota; Viridiplantae; Streptophyta; Magnoliopsida; Rosales; Rosaceae. Gene Ontology annotation, molecular function: geranylgeranyl diphosphate synthase activity. The transcript has 7 exons. The coding region runs from base 339 to 1622 and encodes 427 amino acids. The record is from RefSeq and is a predicted model, not a curated record.
GAGAGAGUCUGGAAGAGUGGAGAGGUGAGGUGUCGGGUUAUGGAGGAAAACGUCUUAAUGGCCGUUGUUAGUUUGUAUUUUUUAGGGGAAGAUGGUGACGCUUUGAACUUGGUUUUUUGGAAGCUGCUGCUGCUGCCUUUUCUUUAAGUAGACAGUGGAAGUGGGUCUCUAAGCAAAAGCAGCAACCAACAAACCCAACAAACAGGAUGACGAAACUGAAUGAAAUGAGUUUUUGUGUGAAUUAAGGUUUGAGAAACAAGUGUAAGACGACAAGACAUAUCUGGCUAGAGUUUGUUUGGUUGGUGGGCUGAGGUUGGUGUUUUCAAGUUGAAACAAACAUGUCUGUGGCAUUAGUUUGGGUUGUUUCCCCCAACACCGAGGUGUUCAAAUUCUAUGGGAUUUUAGAUUCAUCGAGGUUUGUUUUGGGGAAUCGAAGUUCGAUUAGAGCAAAGAUGGGUGGGAAACAGGAUUGGAAAUCUUGCUCUCUCAGCACAGAUGUGAAGUAUUCAUCAGUAGGAGGGUCUGGUUUAGGGAGUGAAGCCAAAUUUCCAGUUUUAUUAAGCAUGGUGGCCAACCCGCUUGGAGAAUCAGCUGUCUCGUCGGAACAGAAGGUGUAUGACGUGGUGCUGAAGCAGGCAUCCUUGGUUAAGAAGCAGUUGAGGUCUAAUGGAUAUCUUGAUGUGAAGCCGGAUAUUAUUCUUCCCGGGAAUCUGAGCUUGUUGAGUAAAGCUUAUGAUCGAUGUGGAGAAGUAUGUGCAGAGUAUGCCAAGACCUUUUACCUCGGUACUCUCCUUAUGACGCCCGAAAGAAGAAGGGCCAUCUGGGCAAUAUAUGUGUGGUGCAGGAGGACGGAUGAGCUUGUUGAUGGGCCUAAUGCUUCACACAUAACACCCACAGCUUUAGAUAGGUGGGAAUCGAGAUUGGACGAUCUGUUCCAAGGCCGUCCAUUUGAUAUGCUCGAUGCUGCUUUGUCAGAUACGGUCACCAAAUUUCCGGUUGACAUUCAGCCAUUCAAAGAUAUGAUAGAAGGAAUGAGAAUGGACCUCAGGAAGUCAAGAUACCAAAACUUCGAUGAACUAUAUCUUUACUGCUAUUAUGUUGCCGGAACUGUUGGAUUAAUGAGUGUUCCAGUUAUGGGCAUUUCAACUGAAUCGCAAGCAACAACGGAGAGUGUAUAUAAUGCUGCCUUGGCGUUAGGAAUUGCGAAUCAGCUAACAAACAUACUCCGUGAUGUUGGGGAGGAUGCAAGGAGAGGAAGAAUUUAUUUACCCCAAGAUGAGCUUGCAGAAGCAGGGCUCUCCGAUGCUGAUAUAUAUGCUGGAAAGGUCACAGACAAAUGGAGGAGUUUCAUGAAGGAUCAAAUUAAGAGGGCAAGGAUGUUCUUCGACGAGGCAGAGAAGGGAGUGACAGAAUUGAGUGAAGCCAGCAGAUGGCCGGUAUUGGCGUCGCUACUCCUAUAUCGCCAAAUACUGGACGAGAUAGAAGCUAACGAUUACAACAACUUCACAAGAAGGGCUUAUGUAAGCAAAGCUAAGAAACUACUUGCUUUGCCUAUUGCAUAUACUAAAUCGAUAAUUCGCCCCUCAAGAACCUCUCCAGAGCUUAGAAAAUACAAUCUUUGACAACAAAAUGCUGGAGUUGCCUCUAUAUGUAUAGAGAUUGAAAAGCAGAAUUUGUAUAUUAUAAAUUGUAUUGUUGCAGCCUGUAUUUAUAAAACUGAAGGGUUAUAUUUA